AUGACAUUGACAGUUGAUAAUACUUCGUCAAAUGAUACUGCCAUUGCUUAUUUGAAGAAGCGUUUUAAGCAUGGAUUGGUGUUAAAUGAUAUUAAUGAUUCAUUGGUUCUAAUUCGAGAUGCUGUGAGGUUUGUUAGAUCUUCUCCUGCUAGACUUGUCACAUUUAAGAAGUGUAUCAAAGAGGAGAACAUAGAUAGUAAAAGUAUGUUGUGUCUUGAUGUUCCAACUAGAUGGAAUUCUACUUAUUUGAUGCUUGAGCCUACUAUAAAAUUUGAAAAGGCAUUUGAGAGGUUAGAAGACUACGACACAGUCUACAUGAAUGAGGAGAAAAAAUCAACCACCAGGGAUUGGGAAAUUGCGAGAAUAUUUACCAAAUUCUUGUCUUUGUAUGUUUGCCAGUCCUUUGGUAAGCAUACCUACAAACAAGGUCUCACGAUUUGCAAUACAGUCUUCCAUGAGAUUAGUAUUGUUCAGAAUUGUAUAAAAAAAUAUUCAAGUGCAACUGGUCCUAAUGAUGUGCUUUUGCAAGAAAUGGCAAUGAAAAUGCAAGAAAAGUUUGAUAAGUAUUGGGGAAAAAAAGAUAGAAUAAAUUUAUUCUUGUAUGUUGCCUUUGUUUUAGACCCUCGUUAUAAGAUUAAAUUUAUUUUUCAUUGCCUAAAUCAAUUAUUUGAUGUUGAUGUGGCAAAAGCCAUAGGAAGUAAGGUAGAGGGUGUUUUGAGAGCAUUGUUCAAUGAAUACAAUUUGUUACUAUCAGUUGCUAAUAAGGGUCAAUCUUCAUGUACCAUUAAAAGUUCUCCAUUUAGAACGACAAGUGCAAGUGUUUUAAAGAUUUUUCAUUUUGAUUUUGAUGAUUUGGAUGAAGAUGAUUCGCAAAGUGUGGAUUCAGAAGUUGAUAUUUAUUUACUGGAGCCUCGUGUUAAACGUGAAGAUAACUUUGAUGUCUUAGAUUGGUGGAAGGGGAAUUCUUCUAGAUAUAAGAUUCUUAGAAAAAUUGCUCGAGAUCUUUUAGCAGUUCCGAUAUCCACAGUUGCUUUUGAGUCUGCAUUCAACACUGGUGGGAAAGUAAUUGAUCCUUUUCGUACCUCAUUAUCUCCAACCAUUGUUGAGGCACUUGUAUGUGCGCAAAAUCAGUUACGUUCUGAACAAAUUAGCAUUGGUUUACGACAAUACUUGGAGGAAAUUGAAGAUGAAGAGGAAGUUUUCAUAACGGGAUUGAACGAAGCGACAAAUGCACAAAACAAGGAGAAGGAGAAUCAUGAUUGA
This is a messenger RNA of Benincasa hispida (wax gourd), 1263 nucleotides long. The record is from RefSeq and is a predicted model, not a curated record. NCBI's taxonomy places the organism in Eukaryota, Viridiplantae, Streptophyta, Magnoliopsida, Cucurbitales, Cucurbitaceae.